This is a messenger RNA of Caenorhabditis auriculariae, 4393 nucleotides long. The record is from the annotation of a GenBank genome assembly. NCBI's taxonomy places the organism in Eukaryota, Metazoa, Nematoda, Chromadorea, Rhabditida, Rhabditidae.
AUGAGUCUGAAGUGUAUUUUGCCUGUUGCUCGUUUUCUUCUCUCCAAAAGAACACUGUCAGUUGGAAACAUUCAGUCUUCAAAACUUUUUCAAUGGUAUACUUCUUUUUAGAAUCUUUUUAAAAUUGCAUAUAGUCGUAGAUUGGCAUCUUCUUCUUCGUUACCAAACGAAAAAGAGGUAAAACCGAGCGAACGUCAAAUUCCGAGAAAGUUGCGCAAGAAGAGACCUGUUUCAUCAGCCAUCCCUCGUGUGGUAGUCUUAUUCAGUUCGUCGAUUCUUCUACGUUUUGUUCCAGACGAGGGAACCUUCAGUUGUGGCAAUGGCUUUGUCGGAAUCUUUGAAUAUACAAGAUAUUGUGCAUGAUCAGAAUAUUAGCAACAUGUUUAAUGUAUCUUCUAUUGACGACGGUGAGCAAAGGCGUAGGAUGAUAUAUCAAAAAAAGCUUUCAGAGUUUGAGGAAACGAUACAUCUUGCGAAAAAGUUGGAGUAUGUCAUCAACCCUGCAGAGCUGAGUGAGCUUUUCGUUUUUCGCGACGGCGUUGUAGUAUUUUGGAAUGUUGAAUCUAGCCAGGUUACUUUGUCGCUCUUGAAGUUCUCGAAAAAAAUUUAUUUUCUACAGAGGGCACAGAUUCUUCGCGACCUCGAACGGUACGCUGAAGGAGUGUACGAUUCUGUGAUAGUCAUGGAUGAGCAAGAUCGAAUGUUCUUCGUUGUAACUGAUCAGUUAGUUCUCAAAAAAUCUUUAUAGUUGGUUCAUAAGAUCUUGCUGAACUUUUUGAACGCGCAGAAGGAAAGCUCGCUUACUUUAACGUUCACGGAGUUUGUUGCUAUUAGUUUAUUAAUUUGUCUAUCCUACUUCAAAACUUCAGAAAUGUUCUGUUAAUGGAUCAAAGUCGACUGAUGGUUAGCCACUAUAGUUUGGAAAUUUUUUGCAGAUCAUCCUCUCUCAUACGACAUGACCGAUUCCAACUUUCCUCGCGUCAUGGAGAGGCUCAGCACAAUUCAAACGACUCAAUAUUGGAACGCUUCGCUCUCAGUCAAGCUUUUGCCGCUUCAGGUAUAAUUUCUUUCUUUUAUAUUCAAUAAGCACGGUAUAAAUGCUUGAAGAGAAAAUGAGCACCCGCUGAGAUCAAGUUUUCAUAAUUUUUUUCUCUCAAAACAAACUUCGAGAUAACCUGUAAGAUAUAAAUCAAAAAUAGAGUCAUUCCGUACUAAUUCCUCGACAGUCAAAAACAUUUGUUAUUUUUUAAUUUGAACAUUUUAGGAUGCAAUAAAAAAAAACCUCAAAAAGCUGCUGAAAGCGACGAGGAAGUUCAGUUCUUUUUUUUCUUUUUUUUGGAAAAAGCCUCUAAAGUGAUCUUUUUAUUUAUUUCGAGCAGUAGCGUAAUUGAAUUUUUCCAGUGAAAGUAGGAGUAUGGGAAAGUCUUCUGAACAAUUUGGCUGAGCCAUUAUCCAACGCAACAAAGGUUCAUGAACAUAAUAUCUUCAAAAUUGACCAGAAACAUUUGUAUUUAAGUCCCUGACGCAAGGUAUUAUCCCAUGGAGCCGUAAACAAGCUUUAAUGAGGUCGGGAGAGUUCGCUGCUUUACGGUUUGUGGCUCUGGUUAAGUUCUUUUUUUUUCAUUAAAGCGUCGUUUCAGCCAUUCGAUAAAUCUCGACUGCACAUUGUUAAAUAAGGACUUCUAUUGGGAGCGGCCGGAACUCGAGAAAUAUUACACGAUUUCUGCAAGACAUUUUUCUCUGGGUAGACGUAUAGGGUUAGAGCCUUUUUUUUCUUUUUUUUAAAUAAAUUUAUUGCAAGAAUGCUCAAUAGCCGUUUGGAUUAUUGUGAAGAACUAGUGAAGAUGGUCGAUAACACGAUAGCUCUGCGUCAUGUAAGUUUUUUUUUCUCAUUUCAAUUAUGCUCUAUCUGUACCCAGGCCUCGACAUUAGAGUGGAUGAUCAUCGUUUUGAUAGUCAUCGAGGUUAUUUUCGACGUGCUGCAUUUCGCGGACAAGAGCCCCAGUAAAGUCAUAGUCGUGAACGGGGACUCAGAAGCGGGUUCAGCAACUGAAUAGAAUUGAUAACGGUUUCUGUUUCUCUUUGGUAACCCUUUCUUGUUCCCAUGUUAUUAGCUUUGUUAAUAAAUUAUUGUCCAUUUUUUUUAUUCGCGUUUACAAUUACCUUGGGUUGCAUCCCAAUAAGUACAUUGAUAUUUUUAUCAAUUUAUUUUUUUUUUGUUCUUGAUUCCGACUUUUCAGAAUGCCGUUCAGUAAUGCAGUGCUCUUGAAUGUUCGGCAGUUGUCUGGGAUUUUACUGAGAAGAAAAUUCUCAUCUCCUGGUGAUAAUUUUCGGUUGACGGAAUUCAGUUCGAAAUAUUUAGGUCAUAGAAAGGUAUGACAGUGAUGUUUCAAAGGUUUUAAAAAGUUUUUGAGGCUGCCUUCACUGAAAAUUUGGAAAUAAUCGACGCAGACAAAACCAAGGCGAUCCCAAUAUAUCGGGUCACUGACGCCGAAGGACAAAUCAUUGACAAAUCCCAAGAUCCGCAAUUCGACAAGGUUCCUUGGAAAGCAAAACGUUUAUUUCAGCAAUAAAUAUGAAUUUUGUCAAGGAGACGGCUCUAAAAAUGUAUCGAACGAUGACGCAGCUCAAUAUAAUGGACCGCAUUUUGUACGACUCACAACGCCAAGGACGUAUCUCAUUUUAUAUGACAAGCUUCGGCGAAGAGGUUAGGAAUAAUUCAUGAAAUGGAAGAGGAAAAAGACUUCUUUUAAUAGUGCACCGGCGAAAAGGAAGUCGUGUACAGCUCCCACAAGUUCAAAAGCGAGUUGGAAAAAUAAAUGACCAGAAAAAGGCGGAAAAAAAACGAAAUAAACGUUGAAGCAAAAGAGCAUAUAGAAAAUAGGAUAGGUGAUAAAAUAUUUUUAAAAAAAUUUUAAAAAAGUGAACUAACAUGUGUAGGGUAACCACGUGGGAUCUGCCGCCGCAUUGGAACCGCAAGACCUGGUUUAUGGACAGUACCGCGAAACUGGCGUCCUUUUGUGGAGGGGAUUCCAGAUGAUACAGUUCAUGAACCAGUGCUACGGAAACAGCGAUGACAUCAGUGAGUUCGCCCCUUCUUUUACAGUUCCGUUAAAGAAAAAGUUUCGGACCAAUGAGAUUUUUCGCAGAAUAUUCUAAUUUUAACCUAAGCUUUGAUCAGAAACGGGAACGCGGUGUUGUACUGAGUUGAAUGCUCUCAAAAAGCCCCUCGUAAACUCGAAAAUUCCAAUCCAUCAGACAAGGGACGUCAAAUGCCAGUGCACUACGGAUCGAAAGAUCUCAACUUUGUUACGAUUUCGAGUCCUCUGACGACUCAACUGCCACAGGCCGUCGGUUCGGCAUACGCCUUCAAAAGGCAGCCUAACAACAACAGAAUCGUCACCGUUUAUUUCGGCGACGGCGCUGCUUCUGAAGGCGAUGCUCAUGCCGCCUUCAACUUCGCUGCCACGCUGGUAGUUUUAAAAAUCAGAAAAAAUGGAACUGAAGUUGCAAUAGAAAUGUCCAAUCAUCUUUUUCUGCCGGAACAACGGCUACGCUAUCAGCACGCCGACCAGCGAACAGUAUGGGGGCGACGGAAUCGCCGGGAAGGGACCCGCCUAUGGAAUCAACACCAUCCGGUUGCCUACCCCGUUUUCCUUCUUAACUAUUGUACUUUAGUGUCGAUGGAAACGAUCUUCUUGCCGUUUACAAUGCGACGAGAGCCGCGAGAAAGAUGGCUUUGGAGAACAAGCCUGUCCUCAUCGAGGCGAUGACGUAUCGCGUCGGACAUCAUUCCACAAGCGACGACUCUACUGCCUAUCGGUGUGAUUUCAGGAGUUUAAAUGAAACAAAAAAAUAUUUCUGGAAAUAAAAGAAAAAGUCAGACUCCCUCUGUUUACUCGACCUUCGCAUUGAAGAAAUUAUCUAUGUAGAUAUUUUCAAUAUUCAAAAAUGAUUCACCAAAACGGCUUUUUUUUUUCAAACUUCGAAAAGCUUUCUCGCGGAGCGAGAAUGGGUAGAAAAAAAUUGAUCCAUAUAAAAUUAUCCGAAAAGUGGUCGUCAAGCCGUGUUAAGAGUAAUUUCCGGAAAAUCGAAAAUUAUCGUUACUCUCCAAAAAUUAGUUAUCUUUUUCUCUUUCACAUUACUUUUUCAGAAAAAUUCCAGAAUUUCUUUUCAUUCCAUCCAUGUUAUCUUAAAUAUUGAAUCCUACUUACUUUGAUACUUUGAUGGUCCAUCUUCGCUGAUGUUCUCAGCGUGGACCACACGUUCUCCAGGCGGCUCGGUCUUGCGCGACGGUCAUCCAGUGGCGGCCUGGCUGACUGAUGUUCUUGCGGAAGUAGUCCGUCCAUCUGGUCGGUGGGCGCUUGAUGUUUCUCGGAAUCCAGUGUGUUAA